AAUCUGCAAUGGUAUUUGUGAAUCACAAUUUUGCCCAUUGUUAAAUUCGUUAAUAGUAAAUUUAAUGCACCGAUCUACCUGGGAAGAAACAAAAAAGCUUGUUGGCAAGCAAACAUGCCAUCUCACUUGGACCCACAUUUGUUUUUGAAGUAAUAUCUUUGGAUGACGCUUUAAUGUUUUGAUAGUGAUUGUUUACUUUUCACAACGAGGUGAGAGAUGAUAUUGUAAUUUAUUUGGACUAUCCAUAUUUAGUCUAAAUCAUCUCAUUGUUAAAAUGAUGUUGGGUACACACAGCCUGAUAUACCCGAGGGAAAUUCAGAUGGCCUUCUUAAUUAAGAUGACCUUGGACGACUUCGUUCAUAACACGUAGUUACACGUUUAUAAACAAUAAUGACUAAAUAACGUACUGCAGGAUUGAAGAAAAAAGUCGUUCCCAUACCGGGAGUCGAACCCGGGCCGCCUGGGUGAAAACCAGGAAUCCUAACCGCUAGACCAUAUGGGACACGUCUGCCAAGUACUGCACAAACAGAUUUUGUUCUAUCGUGUUGCCUCUAUGGUCGCUGUUUUCGUAUUAACAACAUCGUUAACAUUGUUGCUAGUCGUUGGAAAGCUCACAAAUAACUGCACUACGUUUUUGAAUCGGUAAACUACAUCUCUUUAACUGUAUGCCAAUGUAAUUUUAGGGCUACAGAACUGGAAUAAAUUAAUGAGAUGUAUUAUGCAACUAAAACUCGGUUAUAAAUACUUCAUUUCUGUGCUAUAUCUUAAAAUUUUCGUUAAUUAUUUAAUUUUAGAAACUAUUUUUCAAGGAGUUACUUUUUUAGCCUUUUUCUGUCUUCUCUGAGCAUUUUAUUUAUCAAAUAACCGCCAAUGUUUUCAAAAUACUAUAAUAUUGAUAACUUAAUUGCAACAGUUUGUAAAGCAGGUAGUGGUUCUAUUAAAUCAUUUAAUAUGAGAAAAUAAAGGUAAAAUGGCAGAGAAGGAAGCUGCAUUACCAUUCAAAAGCACAUGCAGGUGCUGUUUGACUGUAGGUAAACCACAUCACUAUAAGCCUGACAGCUUCAGACACUGCUUUGUACUGUGGUUUUACUCUAUUUUUUUAAUUUAUUUUUUUUACAGCAUACCAGUGGCGGAGAGUAACUAAGUACAUUUACACAAAGACUGUACUUAACCCUCUCAUGCAUGACACUCACUGCAGUACACUGUUAUUCAAACUGCAGCUAAAACCACAUCAUUUGCAAUAAUUCCUCCCAACACACAGCGGCUAAUCUCCAAAGCCCUCUCUGUAUUCAUAAAUGAUCCCUGUUAAUAUUUCUUACUCUGAAAUUUUGCAUUUUUAAUGCAAAAUGGUGAUGGAAAUGUUCCUGUCAGCUCUGAAAUAGGUUUUAAAACCUUUUAUUCUACAAGAAACAUCAAAAUAUUCUCUUCAAAAGUUGAAUUCAUAGACUUUUGUCCCUUUUUGGCGAAAAUAUAACUAUGCACUGUUGCAGACGGCAUAUAUCAGUGGUUUAUUCUGGUCUUUCGGGCCCUUUGCGUCAAUUUAGAGUAAAGCAACAGUUGAUUUAUAUUGCUUUUUUUCAAUCUCAGACCAUGUAACAACUAAACUGUGAAUUAUUAUGCACAAUAGUCAAAUAUAAUGUAUUAGUAAAAACAAAUUAGGGGUGUCUGAUGUAUGGAAUUUUACACAAAAAAUCAUGAUCUUGACCCCGAAUUUCAUAUACCACCACCGCUGAUCGUAGAGAAGAUUUAACUCCUUAAAACACAGCAAAUAAAUAAACAAAAAAAGAUUUUUAAACCUUUGGCUUUAAUGUUUUUUAUAUGUUAAUAAAAAGUGUUUCACUCUAUUCAGCUAUCUUUUUUUUUUUGCCUUAAAGUGCAUUUUGAUUUCAAUUUCACUCAAAAUAAUAAAUGGUGAAAAAAAGCAAAAAUAAUUAGACAUGUUUUAGGCCUUUUAUAGUAUAAACAAGAACAUUUGAGGGAAAAAUAUACUCUUGAUUUAAGUAAGUACACUUUUCUGUUGCUUGUGCUUAAUUGAGUAUUGCAUUUUAUGCCUGAUUUUGACAGCUACAGUCAUUACAUGCUAAAAUCAAGAUGUUACUGAUUUUACCUGCAUAAAAAGUCGCUUGUUUAGUUCUAGUCCUAUAAAUAAAAUUAACAUCAUUCCGACGCACUGAUCUUGGUAAUUUGCGAGAGAUUCGUUCAGAGAUAGGAGAAGGCUUAUGAAAGCCAACUGUGAUGUAAAUUAAAUUUGCAAAACACACACAGAGGAAGUAGCAACAGCGUGUUUGCACCUCUCUGUAUUAGGCCACAGCAUCAUUUACUUAAAAAAACAAAGCCACAAAUGAGCGUGUGUGUGUGUGGGAUGGAGGUAGGACGGGAAGUACAUGAUGUCACAGAGGGAGAGAGACAUCAGGUUCAUGAUCUGCAACGGACUCAGACUACGCACUUCUGGACGUGAAAGAGAAGCUUCGUCUCCCUCAUCCUCAGCAUCCACCUGCUCCUACAGCUCAUUCAUCAUGGACCCCAAAGUGGUGGAAAACAUCUACCUCCUGGUCAUCGUCACCCUCAUCAGCAUCCUGCAGAAUGUGUUCUUUGCUCAGAAGGUUGAGAGGGAGUGCAAGUGUCAUCACAGCCACACAUCUGCUUUUGAACGAGUGUCUUGUGCCAAUCGGAACUGCAUGGAUGCUUACCCCACUUUCCUGGCAGUGAUGUGGUGUGCCGGCCUGUGCCUCAGUCAAGCUCCUGCUGCCUUCGCUGGGAUCAUCUACCUUCUUGUCAGACAGAAGUACUUUGUCGGAUACUUGGGGCAAACCUCUCAAAGCACCCCUGGAUACCUGUUCGGAAAGCGCAUCAUCAGCUUCCUCUUCCUGAUGUGCGUCGUGGGCAUCUUUAACUACCUGCUGGCACGUUACUACGGCAACGACUAUAAGGACUACGUAGAAACCAUCACCAAGGCGGCCUCUGCUCUUCUCCUCAUCCCAUAAUCCAGUGUUUGUCACAAAACUUUUGCUGUUGCAUUGAAACGCUGCACUCUUUUCCUGUUUUUGUGAAAGCUUUUAUUGUGUUUGAAAAUAAAAAUAAAAUAGAAAACUCA
Messenger RNA from Acanthochromis polyacanthus (spiny chromis), 3094 nucleotides. It is a transcript of the gene alox5ap, whose product is annotated as arachidonate 5-lipoxygenase-activating protein. The record is from RefSeq and is a predicted model, not a curated record. Gene Ontology annotation, molecular function: enzyme activator activity; leukotriene-C4 synthase activity; glutathione transferase activity. Gene Ontology annotation, cellular component: endoplasmic reticulum; membrane; nuclear envelope. The coding region runs from base 2385 to 2984 and encodes 199 amino acids. The transcript is spliced from 5 exons. Gene Ontology annotation, biological process: leukotriene biosynthetic process. NCBI's taxonomy places the organism in Eukaryota, Metazoa, Chordata, Actinopteri, Pomacentridae.